Messenger RNA from Coregonus sp. 'balchen', 2817 nucleotides. NCBI's taxonomy places the organism in Eukaryota, Metazoa, Chordata, Actinopteri, Salmoniformes, Salmonidae. The record is from the annotation of a GenBank genome assembly.
ACAGGAGGAGCCAUGGCUAACAGGGGACCCAGCUACGGGCUGAGCAAGGAGGUGCAGGAGAAGAUAGAGCUGAAGUAUGAUCUGGAGCUGGAGGCCCGGCUGCUGGACUGGAUCGUAGCUCAGUGUGGAGGGAACCUGGAGAGACCACAGCCAGGCAGACAGAACUUCCAGACCUGGCUGAUGGAUGGAACAGUGAGUCUGAAUGAGAAUGAACAAGCUCAAUAAGAUUAACUGAUUGACUGGACCGCAGUCAGUGAUAUAAUAAUAAUAUAAUAAUAAUAUGCCAUUUAGCAGACGCUUUUAUCCAAAGCGACUUACAGUCAUGCGUGCAUACAUUUUUUUUUUUUGUGUAUGGGUGGUCCCGGGGUUCGAACCCACUACCUUGGCGUUACAAGCGCCGUGCUCUACCAGCUGAGCUACAGAGGACCACAUAUAGAACGACCGCUUAUAUAAGCUAACAAUGACACCAAUUUAUGUCCUCUGCCUUUUUCUUUGUCUCUCUCUCUUUUCAUUGAUCAAUCUCUUCCUUUCUACCUCUCUACUUCUCUUCUUUAUCCAUGUAUCUGUAUUCUUCUUCCUCCCUCUUCCUCCUCCUCCUCCCUGUAGAUUCUGUGUAGGCUCAUCAAUAGCCUGUACCCGCGUGGUAAUGAGCCCAUCAAGAAGAUUCUGGAGACCCAGAUGGCCUUUAAGCAGAUGGAGAAGAUCUCCCAGUUCUUGCAGGCUGCCGAGGUCUACGGAGUAAUGACCACAGACAUCUUCCAGACCGUGGACCUGUGGGAAGGUGGGCUGCACGUUCACUGGCACAUAUAAAGUCUCCAUAAAUCCAUGUGACAUUGACAUGCUUCUCCAAUGACGCCGAGUCACACACUCGUGUCUCUGCUGAGCUGUCUGCCUGUACAUUACCAUCAAUACUCACAUUGAAUUUACAAGAGUCUUUAUAGUCCAGUAGCGGUGCAUGGGUAAAACCACUGGGGAAGCCAAGCCAGAUGAUUGUGUUGUUUGCUCUAUAACCUGUUAGUUCAUAUGCCUUACCACCAUAAUAUAUAGGCCUAAAGGCAGAGACGAUAAGAAGACACAGUGGCAGAAUAAAUUCAACCACACCUUUUGUUUCAUCACAAAACCGGAGAGCAACAUCAGUCCGGUGAAGUCCACGAAGCAUAUUGCAUGUAAAAAAACAAACAGUUACAUGACCUACUGCAUGGUCAAUCAACUUAAUGUUUCCAACAUUUUCGGACUACUAAACACCAGAGAGUUACAGCAAGUCGCAAAGAAAACAGGGUCUGCCUCCACUAUUCCAGCACCAUUUCAACUUCAACAUUUCAACAUCAUCAAAUCACCUAUACUUAGUCUAAAACAGUGACAACUAAAAGAUACCAAAACCGAUUUAGUCCAAUCAACAUAAGCUAAAUAUCAUGUGGCUGUCCAUGGGACUGAUUUCUGUGUGUGUGUGCUCGUGCAUGCGUAGAAAAAACACGUUGACUCACCCUACUUGUAGAGAAAUGCAAAUGCCAUCCUCCUCUCUUUCAUGUUGCCAAUACAACCUAUCACUCUGUCAUAUAGUACACGCUUUUAGUUUUUGUUGUCCUUGGCUACCUGACUAAAAUGCUUGCUCACUAGCCUAACUUCCGUUCAUGGGCAACGAUUAGCCAGCUAGUUAACAUUAGCCUACUACAUCUAGCUACAUAUUGAACUUCCAUUUUCUCAGGCCAGGGGCACAAUGUAUACAUUGAUGGUUGGAUCAGAAUCGCAUUAUAAUCAUUGGCCAGUACGGAGAAUUAAGUAAAACCACAAGUCCAAAUCCCUGUCUCCAUCCAUGGCUAAAAUGAUGUUUUAGCUUUUGAUGUGAUUGGUGUGAAGUCAAAUCCAAAACUGGCUUCCCUUGACACUUUUUUUGGGGGGGGGGUGCGCCAGGACCAUGCACAGUUGAGCUCACUCAGUUUAACUCAACGCUAAUUGGCUAAUAUUGUAUACAUUUUUUAUCAAGGGAGGCCAAAUUCUCGCUGUCUUCCCUUGCAUUCAAUGCUACGGGCGGCAACAAUAUCAUACUCUUUUUGACCAGACAGCAUCAGAUAGAUGGGUUACACAUACAGAGACAGAGGGGCGCUGUUUCUCUCGCUCGGAUGCUUUCUCCAGUGAGAUACAUUCAACCUCUUGUGAAUUGAAGGAAAAUUAUUAAACACAGAGAGACAAAAUAUAUAUUAUAUAUUUUUUUCUUAGUCAAUUAUUUGGUGAAUCCUGGCAUAUCUUGGCAUCCAUGAAUACACACCACUGUUAUAGUCAUCUAUACAGGUCAUACAUACUCCCAUGGAAACAUUUCAAAUAUUUUUUGACACAUUACUCAAGAGGUAGCUCUGUUUGUAGUUAGUUUUAUUUGGAACCUGUUUGCCUAUUUGAUACCCUGCCUGUUCUUUGCUGUCUGGAUGGGGUCCAGUGUUUGUGAGGUUCUGUUCUGUUAUGGUUACAGGGCAGGACAUGGCCGCGGUGCAGAGAACCCUGAUGGCCCUAGGAAGUGUUGCCCUCACCAAGGACGACGGACAUUACCGUGGCGACCGAGACUGGUUCCACAGGUAAGGACUGGCCACGACCCCUUAAUUGGGAAACUCUGUGAAAGUGUUAUCUGAAUGUUGUGUGAGUGUUCUACAUCUCAACUCUCCUGUCUGUCCUGGUCUGUGUAGGAAAGCUCAGGGUUACCGGCGGGAGUUCUCUGAGGACCAGCUUCGUCAGGGCCAGAGUCUGAUUGGUCUACAGAUGGGCAGCAACCGCGGGGCCUCUCAGUCCGGCAUGACGGGCUACGGAUCGCACCGACAGAUCAUGUAG